AUGUCAACUGCGCCAAAGACCAACGAGAACGCUACCAGCGAGGUUUCUCAGAACCAGCCAGCAGCCACUACUAAUGGAGUGGCUGUCUCCGAGGUAGCGUCUUCACAGGAGGAGAACAUUGAUCUCGAGGCCGAGGCCAACGACAAUGAAGAGCAUUCGCCGGAGGAGGUUCCAUACCAGUUGAAGAUCAAGGCGCCCAAUGGAGUCGUAGUUCCGAUUAUUGCAACCUCCCAGGAGACGAUCCAGGAUCUCAAGCAAGUGGUCAGCGAGACAGCGGGCACAAUCGAAUACUCGUGCUUCUACCUGACACUCGACGGACAACGGCUUAAUGAUUUUGUUGAGCUCGGAGAAAUUGAGGGUCUGGAGAAGGAGUGUCAGUUGGGGCUGGUCGAGGAUCAGUACACAGAGCGCGAGGCGCGGCUCCACGUCACCCGUCUGCGUGAUCUCCUCGUUGGCCCGACCACGGCGAACCCGAACAUCGCUGGGUUGGACGCCGGCGCUUCGAUCUUCAGCACCAUCAAGCAUCCGAAGGGCGGAUCGGAUGAUAUCAAUGACGAAUCUGACUCCGAAGAGGCAGCAAAGCCCACGCAGACAAACAAAGCCGGAAAGGGUGGCAAGAAAAAGAACGACGGCGGUGCCGGAGGCAAGCAGGCCGCUGCAUCUGGGGAGGAGGACCAGCAGGAGGUCGAGGGCGAGGCAUCAGUGAAGAGCAAGCCCAUCGAGCACGCGUUUAAGGGCUACGAGCUUGGCAAGGUGCCCUCCUUCAAUGUCAUAUCUGCCGAGGAGGCGAUCGCUGGACUUGGGCUCCCACAGUGCAUCAAGCAGAUUAUCCUGAGUGGAUGGAACCCCGUGCCGCGGUACCGGCAGCUCAAGGGCGAUCUGCUUUACCUCCUGGUGACGACGAUCGAGAACCAGAGCUACCAUAUCACGGCGUCGCGCACCGGGUUUUACGUCAACUCGUCCAGCCUUGUCCGCUUCAACCCAGAGCCCUUUGGCGAGGCCAGGGCCGGACAGGCGGGCGUCCGCGAGAGCGACUUUUACCAGGCGCAUUCGCUGAUCACCCUGCUUAGGCGGCUGUCGGCUCGAUUUGGGCGCGGACUCGACGAGCUGCAGAGGGAGGUGGCCAGGCGCGAGACGGUUGAGGUGCUACCGUUUGUGUCGGCCGAGCAGGCGGCAUCGCCGUGGCUGGUGCGCGGCGCUGCAAACCGUGUGCCUGGGGCCUACGACCUGGGCCACCCGCAGGAGGUGUGCCUGCGGCUGGGCGCUCAGGGCACCGACUCGCUGCGCGACUGGAACGAGGAGCUGCAGAGCAUCCGCGAGAUGCCGCGCAGCAACUUGUCCGAGCGCGUGCUGCGCGACCGGCAGCUGCACAAGUGGUACUCGGAGUUUGCUGGAGCUGUGGUUGUGGGCGCAAUGGGUGUGGUGGACGGCGAGAUGCUGCCGCUGAACCCGACCGAGCCCAAGGACCAGCACAUGUUCCUGCAUGACAACAUCUUCUACAGCAAAGGAUUCGACGGCCGCGACAUGUUCACGGAGCUCGGCGGCGAUGCCGCUGCGCAUGUGGCCACAGGCAAGGACAUCACGGGAGUCCGGCUGCUCAACCAGCUGGACACCGAGGGCCUGCAUACGCUGGGCAGCGUGGUCGUCGACUACCGUGGGCUGCGCGUGGUUGCGCAGUCUGUCGUGCCUGGCAUUUUCCGCCGCCAGGACACCACGCAGAUCGUCUACGGCAGUGUCGACAACGGUGUGACCGUCGGGGCUGACGCUGAAUUCCACCAGCUACUUGCGCCCGUGGCUAAGGCGCUGCACUUUGGCGAACAUGUGGUGGCUGACGCUGAGGGCACCGAGUUCUCGCUGUAUACGUCGUCGGACGUCAAGGGCUUGACGGGAACUGACGGGCGCAAGUACAUGCUGGAUCUCUACCGCAUGUCCCCUGUGGACGUCGAGUUCUUAGAGGCCGAGUGCACUGAGGCGCGGGAGGGAUCGUCGCUGCCCGUGUAUCCGCACAAGCUGGUGCUGCUGCGCCCUGAGCUUCUGGACAUCUUCUGGGAGACCAGCGUGCGCAAGGCCGUCCAGGAGUACGCCGCCGAGAAGGCCAAGCGCAGCGAGGAGGCUGGCAAGGGCGAGGACGCCAAGAAGCCCGAGGAGGGCGAGCCUGGGACUGAAACCGCCGAGGCCAAGAAGCCUGAGGAUGCAAUGGCUGACUUUGACUUUAGCCUCGAGUUCACCCCCGACGCAUUCACGCAUAUCCAGAAAAAGGGCUCUGAAUCGGGCGGCUCGGCUGAGCCGCCGAUGCAUGCGGCGGUGCGCAGCGCGUCCAAGUUCCUGCGCGAAGUCGGCGUUCCAGCAUUCGCGCACGAGCUGGCGUCCUACACGACCUCGCCGCUGAGCGGCGACGCACUGGUCACAGCUAUGCACCAGCGCGGCAUCAACAUGCGGUACCUCGGGCAAAUUGCCGCCCUGCUGCCCGGCGACAUCGAGAUUGUGCGCAACGUGCGGCGGCUGGUGAUCUUCGAGAUGAUCUCGCGCGCGACCAAGCACGUAGUGCGGCGGUUGUUCCGCGCCACGCCGGCGCAUCUGCACGGCGAGGUGUUUGCGCUGGUGGCCAACGGCCUUGUGGGUACGCACAGGUGCACAGACCCGACGCAGCUUCUGUCCGCCGAGGCCCACGCCGUGCGGGAGCUUCGCGAGCUGACGCCAAGCGUGCUGGCAGAGGAGAUCCGCGCGCAGGUGGCGCUGCGGUUCCGGUUUGAUCUGGCCGCGGACUUUGUCGAGACCCUGGUCAGCGGCAGCGAGCGCAUUCUGCUGCGCGAGGCGACGCUCAAGGUGGGUGCGCAGCUCGCCCUGCGCCAGUACCACUUUGAGAAGCCGCAGGAGAGCGCCGUGCAGGCGGAGGUUCUGGCAAGCCUGGGGCUGGGCCACGGGAAGCUGACCAAGGUGGCCAAGCGGCAGGUGCGCGAGCUCAUCGACGCUGCCAUGGCGCGGCAGCUGGUGGUGGAGGCCGACGACGUGCUGAACUUCGUGGCCAAGACCAAGGUGUCGACGCACAAUUCGUCGUUCGCUGAUGAGGCCUUCGAGGCCGGCCGCAUGUCGCUGGAGCAGGGCCAGCGGACGCUCGGCUUGGAGCUUCUGCUGGAGUCGCUGGCGCUGCACGAGCAGACCUUUGGCUUCCUCCACUCAGAGUCCGCUCGCUGCUACGCGGUCGUAUCCUUGGCGCACUACGACGCGGGCGAGCACGAGCUGGCCGCGGAGUAUAUGGCCAAGGCCGUGGUGAUCUCCGAGCGCACUGUCGGUUUGGACAACCCGCUGACCAUCCACAACUACCUCAACCUGGCACUGUACGAGCACGCGCGCGGAAAUACGCUGCUGGCGCUGCGGCUUAUGCGCCACGCCGUCGAUCUCUGGGGCCUGGUCAACAGCGCCGACCACCCGGACCUGGCCACCGCGCACAACAACAUUGGCGUCAUGCUGCAGUCCCUGCGGCUCUUUGACGACGCCCUGGUGUUUAUCCGGUCGGCUCUGGAGAUUCGCCUCAAGCUGCACGGCCCCGACAGCGUCCUCGUUGCCAACGCCCAGCACGCACUGGCCAAGGCACUGGCGCUGACUGGUGACUUUAAGGCGGCGGUGCAGGUCGAAAGGGAUGCGCACAAGUUCUUCAGCGCGCGCUUCGGCGAUGAGGACCCCAGGAGCAAGGAGACUGCGGAGUGGCUGGCGGAGCUCACGUUCAAUGCUGUGCGCACUGCCAAGUUGACCAAGGCAGCGAGGGAGAAGCUGAGCCAGGCGGCGACUUUGGGUGGCCUGAUGCAGAUGGAUCGCGGAUCUCAGCAGGAGCAGCAGCAGGCUGGCGCAGAGGCGGCAGCGGCUCCUCAGGCUGGUAACGCCAAGGGUCUUUUGCCCAUUGAUGAUCUGAUCAAGUUCAUUACUGGAAGCAGCAACCUCGCCGAUAAGCCGCGCCCCAGCGGCGGGCGCCGCGCCAAGGGCGGACCCAAGGGCAGCAAGCGCUGA
Messenger RNA from Kickxella alabastrina, 4005 nucleotides. Its product is annotated as clustered mitochondria-domain-containing protein. The transcript has 2 exons. Gene Ontology annotation, molecular function: protein binding; mRNA binding. Lineage: Eukaryota; Fungi; Kickxellomycota; Kickxellomycetes; Kickxellales; Kickxellaceae. Bases 1 to 4005 code for a protein of 1334 amino acids. The record is from RefSeq and is a predicted model, not a curated record. Gene Ontology annotation, biological process: intracellular distribution of mitochondria. Gene Ontology annotation, cellular component: cytoplasm.